ACGCCGCGUAUUCUGCUGUACUAAUAAAAUAAACUGUUUUUAGAAACAUGUGGGUUAUUCUAAACUAUUUCUCAGUUUUUGACGAUAUAUAAAAGAUUUAAAUAAUAAAUGUAACACAUUGAAGUACUACCAGUAUUGUUAUGAGUCCAUCCGAUUUAACUGAGCGUGUACAUAGAUUUAUGAUGAUGAAGGAAAUAUAGAAUAAAUAAUCAAUAUGGCCUUCGAAGAAAGCGGUACAGCAAAUAUAACGCAGACACUUUCAAAUCUGUUCGAGGAGGUACUACACGCGACUGAAGACUCCGGUGAGAAUAAGAGCGUUGACGUGACGAAAUUCUUAAGCGCUUUAAAGGAAACGUCCACUAAAAGAAGCGAUGCUAUUGACUUUGGUACAUUAGUCAAAUUAGUAGAUGGCUGGCGCACGAAGCUGAAUCUUACUAAGCCGGCAGAAUCAUGCGACUACUGUGAAGGGAGUAUUCGAGACGUUAUUCUUGCUUACAACAGCAUCCACGGAUACGUAAGCUUAAUUGUAUGUUUAUUCGGAAGUUUGGCUAACACGUUGAACGUAGCGGUACUCACUAGGAGAGACCUCGCUGCAUCUCCUAUUAAUCGUCUGCUGAAGUGGCUAGCGGUUGCCGAUGUUUUUGUGAUGCUGGAGUAUGUUCCCUUUGCUAUUUAUAGAUACUUGAUAUUGCCGGGACAACGCGAAAUGCCGUAUAAAUGGGCGGUAUAUCUGUUAUUCCACAUGCACUUCACCCAAAUAUUUCACACAGCCUCCAUAUGCUUAACUCUUUCACUUGCCGUUUGGAGAUACGUAGCUAUUAAGUAUUCCGAUAGAAGCCAUGUACUGUGCUCGGAGCGACGAUGCAGCACCGCAAUACUUAGCAGUUUCAUUCUACCCCCUAUCCUCUGCAUUCCAACUUUUAUGGUAUUCGAUGUUCACACAGCUGUGGUGUUAGAAACUAAUGGGCCAGUGAUUCUUUAUCACGUAGACGCUGACGAUGAAGGACAACUAUAUCAGAUAAAUUUUUGGGUACACGCGGUUGUCAUCAAAUUACUGCCCUGUAUUAUACUGACGAUUAUCAGCUUGUGGUUAAUACGAGAAGUGUAUAGUGCUAAUGAGCACCAAAAGAAAAUAAGAGUCUACAAUGCGUGCCCCACCAGCAAUAAAAUUAUAAAACGUCUGUGCAAAGGAGACAGGCGUACGAAUAGAACAACGAAAAUGCUGGUAGCAGUGUUACUUCUAUUUCUAGUUACAGAAUUCCCUCAAGGAGUUUUGGGUCUUCUCAGUGGUGCUUUGGGGCGAUGUUUCUUUAAACGCUGCUAUGAUUUAUUUGGCGAAUUAAUGGACGCGCUGGCUUUGCUCAACGGGGCUAUAAACUUCGUUCUGUACUGUUCAAUGUCUCGCCAGUUCCGGAUGACAUUCCGCCAGAUGAUGUGGAGGGCUCAUCUCCACCGUUGGCCGCCACCACAGCCCUCUCACUCUGACGGCUUGAACACAGCUAAAACAUCGAUUCCUUGAAAUAGGGUGAAGGAGAAAGAAGCCUAUGUCAUGCAGCAAUUUUUAUGAAAUGUUGGUGAUUAGUAGGUUGUAGCGAAAAUACAAACUGUAAAACGUUAAGAAUCUGACAAGUAUUAAUACAUUUGAAAAAUAUUUUCACUUUAAAAUUAUCUAGUCAAGCUUCAUAGUCAUGCAACUAAUUGCUUAAAUGUAGAAUAAUUAAAUAAAUUAACUACAAAUAUACGAAUUAAUUUAUAAGUUAAAAAAAUAAGUUAAUAAUUUUAUGCAUAAAUACAAUGACUCAAUAUAAUUUAGGUACUAAAAAUUAGAAUAGAAUUGCUUUAUUUCAAUAAUUGUGGUAGAAAUACUUGUAAAGAAUAAAAUUUAUUGUUUCAUAUUUUUAUUUAAAUAAUAUAUUCUUUGUAUGUCACGUUAAUGGUAACUACUAGAAUAUUUAUCCAUAUUCUAUUCUGCAACAGAAUUAAUAAAUCUUAUUAUAAAUAUGAAAUAACAUUGUUACAACCAUUUAAUUUAACAUUUUCCCGGUUAUCAUCUAACUUAGACAUUGGAAUAUCUGUUUUAAUAAGUUACUUUUAAAGAUUAAUUUUCUCUACCCUUAAUUAAACCUUAGAAAUAGAUUUAUUUAACAUAUUAUUCACUCCUAUUAUUUUUACCGUUAAUAAAAAAUUGUCAUAGCGAUAGAUAUUUAAGGAAAGCAUCUUCGAGAACCCAAUAAGAUAAAAAACUUUUUUUAAUUAUUAAUCAGUACUGUUUCUCUAUCUGUGGAUUGGAGUGGUCGUAGAACUAAGUCAUCAAUAAAAAUAUUACAUAAAUAAAUAAGUAUAUAAGUGUAGGUACAUAAAUCUUUGUUUUGUCUGAACAUAUUGUUGUUUAACUAUUGUUGUCUCAGACAGAGGCAUUACAAGGACGGUUCAUUGUUUGGUUUUUAUGUAAGUUACUCUAAGUCUUGUAUUGUCAGCAUCUUUUCAAAGAUAUGAAGUGAUUAAGAGAAAUAAAAUUUAUUAUUAAA
This is a messenger RNA of Danaus plexippus (monarch butterfly), 2528 nucleotides long. RefSeq names its product G-protein coupled receptor dmsr-1-like (gene NGR-A3). Gene Ontology annotation, biological process: G protein-coupled receptor signaling pathway. The record is from RefSeq and is a predicted model, not a curated record. The transcript has 7 exons. NCBI's taxonomy places the organism in Eukaryota, Metazoa, Arthropoda, Insecta, Lepidoptera, Nymphalidae. Bases 215 to 1519 code for a protein of 434 amino acids. Gene Ontology annotation, cellular component: membrane. Gene Ontology annotation, molecular function: G protein-coupled peptide receptor activity.